Cuscuta epithymum is the source of this 1625-nucleotide messenger RNA. Lineage: Eukaryota; Viridiplantae; Streptophyta; Magnoliopsida; Solanales; Convolvulaceae. The record is from the annotation of a GenBank genome assembly.
UGUUACUUUUUCUAAAGGAGCUUCUUGUGUACACAUUUUGUGUACAUUUUGUAUUCGCCUGUACACACACAAUUGCUGUUUUUUGUAAAUAAAAUGUCUCUAUACACAUGAGAGUGUUCCAAGUGUCAUCGGCCGAUAACCCUUAGCUUUGGUUUCUCCUCCUUCGAGCUUAUCGAAGGGCGAGUUGAUUGGUUGUCUCGGGCGGUGUUGUUGGAGGUCUGGUCAAUAAGUGAUUUGGAUUGGUGGAGAAGGCGGUAGCCUCGGUUUAUUAGUCGGGCUUUGCGGAAGUGUGGGAAGGUACGUCAAAACCAGGAGCAGGAAGUUCUGAUAGCCAGGUUGCCGAUACGGUGAUCCUUCCUCAGCGGUUCUCAGUAGCAGUGACAUCAGCGGAGGAAUAAAGGAGGCAUAUGGAAAGUUUUGUUGAUCGUUACAUGCAGAUGGCGAUCGGUGAUGAUGAGGAAGAGUUAAAUCUCGAUGAAGGUGAGGUUGAAGGAUGUUCGGCGGAGGUGGCGGCGACGGGUUUUCCAGUGAUCGGCCAGGUGCUGACAGACCGAAAGGUCAAAUUUCCGGAUCUCAAAGAGACGAUGCUUACACUUUGGAGGCCGGGAAAAGGAAUGCCGGUGAAAGAAAUUGGUGAAAAAGGUACUUGUUUUCGUUUAACCAUCGUUUUGAUAUGAAGUGUGUGCUUGAAGGAGGCCCUUGGCAGUGUGAACGUAGCCUGUUAAUGUUAAAAGAAGUUAUGCCUGAUGAUAUUCCACACAAAAUUAUCUUAAACGAGACUGAGUUUUGGGUUGAAAUUCAUAAUGUUCCCUAUAGUCUAGUUAAUCUCGGCACUACCAGACGUGUGAGAAAUUUCAUAGGAGAAUUUAUUAAAUAUGAUGAUAACCAGAAGAGUGACAAAUUAGAACCAUUAUGAGGGUUAGGGUUCUUAUGAAGAUGGAUAAAUCUCUGAAGAAGGCGACAAAUCUGAAAAAAGAUGGUAAAAGUUUUUGGGUAGACUUUAAAUAUGAAAGAUUACCCAACUUUUGCUUUAUCUGUGGCUUGAUUGGACAUUCAGAUAAUUUUUGUCCCUCAAAUUAUGAGGAAGGCUUAAUUUUAGAAAAAAGAUUUGGAAUCCAUCUUAGAGCAGGUAGCGGAGUGAAGACUAGCCCAACAGGAGGUCAUAAAUGGCUCUUGGAUGGUUCAUCGAGCUCUGGCAGAAUGGGUGGAGAUACAGGAGCAACUAAAUCAGAAGGAAAAAUAGUUGAGAAGGAGAAAGUGCCAAUGAAUGAAUCAGCCCACAGUUUUACAAAAGGAGGGGAGGGGCAAAAUGAAGAGGUAUCUAAGAGCAGGAAGAUUUGGGAGACUCAGACAGAGGAGCAAGUGGAGGACACCAUGGCUCUGGAUGGGGCAAAAAACGGGGAGGAGGCGGGCUUUGCUCCUUAAGCCCGCCGAAGCUGAUGACUGAAGUUUGGAGGCCGCAUGUCGGAGGGAUGGUUCGAGUUUUCUGGCUGCGGCGGAAGUGUUUUUUAUUUUGUUUUAUUAGCUAUUUCAGUAAUUGUUAUUUCUGUUUUGGUAUUUGUGUUUUCGUUUAUUUUCCAGUUUGUAAGACGUUGAUUUUGGAUAUGGGGGAUGAGAGGAAUAUG